This is a messenger RNA of Lethenteron reissneri (Far Eastern brook lamprey), 6685 nucleotides long. RefSeq names its product ATP-dependent translocase ABCB1-like. The record is from RefSeq and is a predicted model, not a curated record. Gene Ontology annotation, biological process: oligopeptide export from mitochondrion. Gene Ontology annotation, cellular component: mitochondrial inner membrane. Gene Ontology annotation, molecular function: ATP hydrolysis activity; ATP binding; ABC-type oligopeptide transporter activity. NCBI's taxonomy places the organism in Eukaryota, Metazoa, Chordata, Hyperoartia, Petromyzontiformes, Petromyzontidae.
AACGCACAGCUCACACGCGAGACGGACGUUGGAGCAGAAACGCCGACGGUCGAUCAGUCGGCGCUCCCUUCGCAAACAAAAGUGAGUUGCGAGCGUGUCGCUUGCUAACUCGGCAGCCGAAUGCGUGGGACGCCAACCGCUGGGCUGAAUCAUUUAUUUCGGCAUCGCCCUGGUGCCACGCGGUGGCUUCGACAACUUUUCCACGGCGAUUCGGGUCGACGUGUCACUCGGCGUGUCGGACGCCGCUUGUGUAGAGAGACACGCGCGCGCACGCGGGCGACUUGAAUCCGACUGCGAGCGAUCUCUGGAACCAAAGGAAUCCACCUACCCCAGGAUCGUCCUCCACCCGCAGCCGCCGAGAUGGCCGGGAAGGGGAAGCAGAGCGACGGAUUUGAUCUGACGCCAACCUUCAUUCCCGAACGAGGUAGCGUCAAGAAUGGCUUCCACAACGCCGGCUUCGAGCGAGACGCGCCAGAGGAGGUCACAAAGGAGGAGGUCACAAAGAAGGCGAACAAAGACAAGAAGGACAAGAAGCCAAAGCAGACAGUCGGCGUACUGGAAGUGUUCCGGUUCGCCGACGGCCUGGACGUGGCCCUCAUGAUCGUGGGCCUGGUGGCUGCGAUGGGUCACGGAGGAGCCCUCCCGCUCAUGAUCAUCGUGUUCGGCCAAAUGACCGACAGCUUCGUCCGCAGCGGCAUCAACGCCACGGUGCCCGGCGGUGCCAACGACACGAACGUCACCUUCCCGUCGGCAAACCUGAGCGCCACCGAAAUGGGCGACUUGCUGCAGGCCGAGAUGUCGAAGUACGCUUGGUACUACGUGGCCAUCGGCUGCGCCGUGCUGGUGUCCGCGACGCUGCAGGUGUCGUGCUGGAUGCUGGCGGCGGCGCGCCAGUGCCAACGCAUCCGCCACCAGUUCUUCCGCGCAAUCCUCCACCAGGAGAUGAGCUGGUUCGACACGACGCAGAUCGGCGAGCUGGGCUCGCGACUCACCGACGACAUCAACACGAUCAACGUCGGCAUCGGCGACAAGGUCAGCCUGUUCAUGCAGUUCUUCUCCUCCUUCGUGGUCGGCUUCGUCAUCGGCUUCGCCCACGGCUGGAAGCUCACGCUCGUCAUCCUCUCCGUGAGCCCGCUGCUCGCCAUCUGCGCCUCGAUGCUCGCCAAGCUGCUGGGCUCGCUGACGACAGCCGAACUGACCGCGUACGCCAAGGCCGGAGCCGUGGCCGAGGAGGUCCUGAUGGCCAUCAGGACGGUGGUGGCCUUCGGAGGUCAGCAGAAAGCCGUCGACAGGUACAACAAGAACCUGCACGACGCCAGCACGAUGGGCAUGAAGAAGGCCGUCGCCACCAACCUGUCGUUCGGACUCACGCAGUUCAUCAUCUUCGGCUCGUACGCCCUCGCCUUCUGGUACGGCACCAAGCUGGUGAUUGAAGAGCCCGAGAACUACACCAUCGGACGCGUGCUCAUCGUGUUUUUCUCCGUCCUCAUUGGCGCCUUCUCGCUGGGACAAGGAGCUCCUAACCUGGAGAGCUUCUCCAACGCCCGCGGUGCGGCGUUCACCAUCUUCCAGAUCCUAGACAAGCCCCGCCCCAUAGACAGCAGUUCCGAUGAUGGGUUCAAGCCGGAGCGGAUCAAAGGCGACAUCUCAUUCAGAAACAUCCACUUCUCUUACCCCUCCCGGCCUGACGUGCAGAUCCUCAAGGGGCUGAACUUGGAGGUGGAGAGCGGCAAGACGAUCGCCCUGGUGGGCAGCAGUGGCUGCGGCAAGAGCACCACCAUCCAGUUGCUGCAGAGGUUCUACGACCCCGGCGCUGGCGAGGUGCUGGUGGACGGUCGCGACGUGCGCUCGCUGGGCGUGCGCUGGCUGCGCGAGCACAUCGGCGUCGUGAGCCAGGAGCCGGUGCUCUUCGCCGCCACCAUCGGCGAGAACAUCCGGCACGGGCGCCAGGACGCCAGCGACGCCGACGUAGAGCGAGCGGCGCACGAGGCCAACGCCUUCGACUUCAUCUCGCGCCUGCCCGAGAAAUUCAACACGAUGGUGGGCGAGCGCGGGGCGCAGCUGUCGGGCGGACAGAAGCAGCGCAUCGCCAUCGCGCGCGCCCUCGUGCGCAACCCCAAGAUCCUGCUGCUGGACGAGGCAACGUCGGCGCUCGACACGGAGAGCGAGGCCGUCGUGCAGUCCGCCCUCGACAAGGCUCGCCAAGGCCGCACGACGAUCGUCAUCGCCCACCGGCUGUCGACGAUCCGCACUGCCGACGUCAUCGCCGGCUUCAACGACGGCGUCGUGGUGGAGCAGGGCUCGCACGCAGAGCUUAUGGAGCGCCGCGGCAUCUACCACCUCCUCGUCACCCAGCAGACGCUGGGACAGGAUCCUGACGAGGAGGGCGCCGCGGAUUUAGAAAACUUGGAGGACGAGGACGACGACGAGAUCAAUGAUGAUGCGGUGGAGGACGAGGAGGAGGAGGAGGAUAUCGUGUUGGAGGACGACCACGAGGUGGUGGCUACCGGCUCGCUCCACCCCGGGCAGGACUCGAACCACGGCGCGCCGGGCGACGCGGCGUCGCUGGCGGGGGCGUCGUUCCGUGACGGCGCGAGCUCUCGACGGUCGCAGAGGACGGCGAAGAUGAGCCGGGCGGAGAAGAGGCAGAGGAAGAAGAAGAGGAAGGCGGAGCAGGGAGAGAAAGCCAAGAGCCAGAAGGAGCUGGAGAAGGAGGAGGAGGCGGAGCUUCCAACAGUGAAGUACUCCCAGAUCUUGGCGAUGAACCGCCCGGAAUGGCACUUCCUGGUGAUCGGCGUCGUGGCGGCGAUUGUGAGCGGCGGGGUGCAGCCGGCGUUCGCCGUCUUUUUUGCCAAAAUCAUCGGGGUGUUUAACGAACCAGACGCACAGGUGAAGAGCACCAAGACGAUCACCUACUCGCUCAUCUUCCUGCUCCUGGGCGCCAUCAGCUUCGUCUCCUACUUCCUGCAGGGCGUCAUGUUCGGCAAGGCCGGCGAGAUUCUCACCAUGCGAGUGCGCGGCCGCCUUUUCAAGGCCAUACUGCGACAGGACAUCUCCUGGUUCGACGACCACAAGAACGCCGUGGGGGUGCUGACCACACGCCUAGCGACGGAUGCCUCGCAAAUCAAGGGGGCUACGGGGGCUCGCCUGGGCCUGUCUGCGCAGACGCUCGCCAGCCUGGCGACGGGGGUCAUCAUCGCGUUCGUCUUCGGCUGGCAGCUGUGCCUGCUCAUCCUCGCACUCAUGCCCAUCAUCGCCAUCUCCACCGUCAUCCGCUUCCGUGCCGUGGGCGGCCACGCUAACAAGGAUCACACGGCGCUGGAGAAUUCCGGCAGGAUCAGCACAGAGGCAGUGGAGAACAUCCGUACGGUGGUGGGCCUGUGCCGGGAGGAUGCCUUCUUCCAGAGCUUUGCAGACAGCUUGGAGGAUGUGCACAAGCAGAGCAUGCGCCAGGCCCCGCUUUCCGGCCUCACGUACGGCAUCUCCCAGAUGAUGCUCUACAUCAUCUACGCCGUCACCUUCCGCUUCGGCGCCUGGCUUGUCGCCAACCAGUACAUGACGUUCGAGAACGUCUUCCUGGUCUUCUCGGCCAUCGUCUUCUCGGCGAUGUCGGUGGGUCAGACGAGCUCCUUCGCGCCCGACUUCGCCAAGGCUCAGAUGUCGGCGCGGCGAGUCUUCGCGCUGCUGGCGCAGGUGCCCUCCAUCGACAGCUACAGCGAGGCCGGGUCCGCCCCGCCGGGGGGCGCCCGCGGGCGCGUCGAGUUCCGUGACGUGCGCUUCCGCUACCCGACGCGUCCCGGCGUGCCCGUCCUGCAGGGCCUCAGCGUCGCCGUGGAGCCCGGCCAGACGCUGGCCCUCGUCGGCAGCAGCGGCUGCGGCAAGAGCACCUCGGUGCAGCUCCUCGAGCGCUUCUACGACCCCGCCGAUGGCGUUGUGCUGCUGGACGGUGAGGAGCUGCGCACUCUGAGGAUCAGCUGGCUGCGACAGCAGAUGGGUAUCGUGUCGCAGGAGCCCAUCCUCUUCGACUGCAGCAUCGGCGAAAACAUCGCCUACGGGGACAACGAGCGCAGCGUGAGCCACGCCGAGAUGCUGGCGGCUGCCCAGGCGGCCAACAUCCACAACUUCAUCGAGGAGCUGCCCGACAAAUACAACACGCGCGUCGGCGACAAGGGGGCGCAGCUGUCGGGCGGACAGAAGCAGCGCAUCGCCAUCGCGCGCGCCCUCGUGCGCAACCCCAAGAUCCUGCUGCUGGACGAGGCCACGUCAGCGCUCGACACGGAGAGCGAGAAGAUCGUACAGCAGGCCCUGGACCGGGCCCGCGAAGGCCGGACCUGCAUCGUCAUCGCCCACCGCCUCUCCACCAUCCAGAACGCCGACAUCAUAGCCGUCAUCCAGCAGGGCCGUGUCGUCGAGAUUGGCACGCAUACCGAGCUUUUGGCGCGGCAGGGCGCCUACCAUUCUCUCGUCAACGCCCAGGUUAACCACCACUAGCACUCGAUCCUCUGCGAUGGAAGCGUAUUCAUCAAUUUGACCUGCCCAACUGUUAAUUCUUCCAGAAUUGGUGUGAUUUCUGGAGGUGGGUUAAAACCGGGAUCGAGGUCGGCUUAUUUUUAGGUGGGGAUGGGGGACCAUUGCAAGUGGCAGUACAGCAAUGGAUUCGUGACUACAUCUGUGCGGAGUUUAUGGUUGUCCCCUUGAAUGCAUGGUGGGUUUGGUCCAGCUUAAUCCCAAUUAAUGCCAAACGCUUGGUACAAAAAAAAUAUGGGACUGGCCAGACAUCACAAUGCAGGACCCUCCUGAAAAAGAGUCUUGACUCGGCGAGGCUGUCUUGGGAUUAUUACUGGAAUUACUUUAAGAAGUAGGAUACGGUUGCAUUAAACCUUUUAAAAAGGGAUUUACACCCCUUCCCUGAUGGAGGCACGCAAAACAGCCUGCACUAGGCCAGGCCCGUUUGGGCCUAGUAAAGGCUUGUACGCACAUGGACAUGUAUAUUAUGCACACACUUAUAUGAACCUGUAUAUAUGCACAACAUGCUUUACACACACACACACUUCAGGCUGUAAAUAACCUUAACGCCACCUGAACUGGGGGAGUUUCCCCAGGUUCGUCCUCUUUUUGGAGGCGGUGGUAGCUGCUGCUCUGGGAUUUUUGAAAGUUGGGGGACCGGGUGGGCGGGCAGGCGGGCAUGCCACUGGGAAACAGUUCCCAUUGGUUACCCCCCCCCCACCCCCCCCUCCCGGUCGACACGGAUAACUCUGCUGCACAUGCAGUCUACAAGCAUAUUGCUGCUCUUAAAAAGAUUAGUCAUUGGGCUUGCUGCACACGCACACUUCCCCCACCCCCCCCCCCCGCCGCUCAAUUGCACAACCCCUACCACAACCCAAACCAGCCCAAUACCCCCUUGGCCACAGGAUUGGUGCCUAAACAUAAAAUGGCGCGUUCCCUAAAAAGGAAAGGCACAGAGACAAAAUAGGGAAGAUACAACAACAGGGCCAAAUCUAGGGGUGGGGGAUAUACAGAGGCAGGAGGUGAGGGCCUAAAGAGUCAAGGGCAAGGCCUAUGGAAGUUGAACUUCCCUGGGUCGAUUUUAAGGGAAUAAUAAACUCCUUGAAAAUAGUUUUUUUUUAAACAACGGUUUUAUUAACAACUUAGUUUAACUCGCGGUCGAGAAGUACGUCAAAUGGCGCCUGAGACACGUGGCGCCUGCGUUUUGUGCGAGCCGAUUCCACAGUUUAGCGACCGCGGCGUUUUUGACCUAUACAAAUAUAUAGAAAUAAUAAGGCGUCCACACAAAAUGUUAAUUGCUUUAAAAAGUAGCGAUUUAAUCGAUGCCGAUUUUGAUACAGGCAUGCAUGGUCACCGCAUCGGAGUACGUGUGCAAAAUGUGGAAUUGAUUGGACAACGGGAAAUUUUGAUUACAAGAUUUGACCACGACAAACAGAAGAAUCAAGUUAAGCAAAACCGUUGAAAAAGCAUCGAAUCCGACAAAGUGCCACGGAGGCGGCCACAGGCCCAGCUAGUUGUACCCAAGCCUACGCACCUACCGGCUACCGACUCGGUGCGGAGCCUGCUACUCGUGUAUUUAAAGUUUUUAAAGUUAUCUUAUUAAGCACAAUAGACAUGAUAUGAAAAAGGUGGUUCUGCAAAGAAUGGAAUUGUAGCAUUGCCACCACCCCCCCCCCCCCCCGUAAAAAAGUGUGCGUUUUCAUGGGGUGCUCCUGGCAGGUUUCCUUCCCAAAAUGCUCGUAAACAAAAUAAAAAAGUCUUUAAUAUAUAUAGAGGACUGCAGAGCUUAGGCACCCGUUGGUACCACUGUAUAAGUGCCGCGCCUCGUUGCUCCAUGGCAACUGGGAGAUGCAAUUUGCACGCAGGAUGACGCCGUGUAUAUGAAGCUAAAAACAUUCAACCCCUUUCUUGGGGGGGGGGGGGGGAUAGAGGUGAGGAGAAACGCAGAUGCGAAAAAAUACCCUGCAAUCGUUUGUCCAACAUCGUGGGUGGUGGGACCAUGCAGUGCAACACAGCGCGGCGUUCCAUCGGAAAUGGCGCAAACGGCCAUGUCACCUUGCCAUGGCAGAGAUUCGCUGGUGACGACAUUGACCAGCAUCACGGGCGAUUUUGCCAGAAGAGUGAAGCAAUCCACCUGCUUCCGGUCUUAAAUAGAGCAAGACGACAUUGCAGAGAACGA